This is a messenger RNA of Pieris napi, 3509 nucleotides long. RefSeq names its product Kv channel-interacting protein 1. Gene Ontology annotation, molecular function: calcium ion binding. NCBI's taxonomy places the organism in Eukaryota, Metazoa, Arthropoda, Insecta, Lepidoptera, Pieridae. Bases 371 to 1006 code for a protein of 211 amino acids. The record is from RefSeq and is a predicted model, not a curated record. The transcript is spliced from 7 exons.
UGUCAGAGCCCAGUUACCGCCCGUCCCGGGCUGAGGUUGACGCGUGUGAGGGUGUAACUAAAAUAAAUCGAUAAAUGGAUUGAUGUAUGACCGUUAUUUCUAUUAUAUGUAAAAUAUAUUAUUAUAAAUGCGAUAUACAGUGUUGAAACGUUGCAAACUACGGACUAUCGCGCGAAAUUUCUCGAGUUAAUAUGUCGUGUAAUUAAUUUCGAAUUGAAUUGUGUGAUUUAACUAGUGUUCGUUUGAUUUAAAGAUAACCUCCUUGUGCCUCGAAGCGCGCGAAUGUCAAACGUCAAAGUGUCAACAAGCCAUAGACAAAAUGUGUCAUAGAUUAAAAUAGAUUUAAAGGGGUAGCAAGAAGCUUUCUAUAAUGGCUACGCCUCCGGAAUCACCCGUGGAAGAACAUGCGUAUGAAUUGGAACCGAACCGACCCCCAAAGCCAAUACCUGUGGCCUUAGAAGAAUUGUGUAGGCAGACUAAGUUCUCCAAACAAGAAAUUAGAGUUAUGUAUAGAGGAUUCAAGACGGAAUGUCCUGACGGCGUGGUGCACGAAGAAUCUUUUAAGGAUAUUUAUGCGAAAUUUUUUCCUCAUGGCAAUUCUGCGCUGUACGCCCAUUAUGUUUUCAAGGCAUUCGAUGUCAACUGCAGUGGUGCAAUAAGCUUUCGGGAACUCCUAGUAACCCUAUCGACGCUGCUCCGUGGUUCGGUAUACGAGCGACUCCGUUGGGCAUUUCGCCUCUACGACGUGGAUGGUGAUGGUGCAAUCACGCGACAGGAGCUGAGCGAGGUGGUGGUUGCUGUACACGAGCUGUUGGGCCGACGGGCGCCACCUGGAUCACCGGCUUCGAGGAUAGAUGACGCUAAAGCUGCUGAACAGGUCGACCGCGUGUUCAGGAAGCUAGACCUAAACCAGGAUGGAGUCAUCACCAUCGAGGAGUUCUUAGAGUCGUGUCUGAAGGAUGACGUCAUCACUCGGUCGCUACAGAUGUUUGACACGGGGCUAUGACGUCAAAGUGACACACCGCCGCCUAGCACUAGCAGAUUGGUGCGUCACUGCGAGUGCAAGCACGGAUGGCUACACAACAUGGCGGCCGCAUACCGUCUACGCAUCACACAGUACGCGCAGUACAUCGCUACAAUAGAACGCUUCUAUGUUCGUGUUCUACGUCCAAACAUUCGUUCUGUACUCGUUUUACACUUCUAGAUUUGUCUAUUCUCUUUUCACCACAGAUUAAUACAACUUAUAAUUUUAUACGACCACAGAGAUUUGUUAGAUUGAGUUAGAUUAUUAAAAAUAUUUCUAGGAUGUUUCAAAGUAGAUUGAUUCACUUUAUAUAAUAUUGUUAUAUACAAAAGCUUCUAUAUACUUAUCGAAACGCCUUAUCAGCGCAUUUAUGACAAGUUACAUAAUUGUCUAUGUAUCGUAUAGAAAUCGUUCGGAAACGUAAAUUUUAAAAAUUAAGUCACCACCGACAACCUUCGGGCUCCAUCAGAAGUAAUAAUGAUGAUGAUUACUUCAUAAGUCAAAGCUGAGAACCAUCGCCAUACCAACAAAAACGCGUCAUAAUUAAUCUAAUCAUAGCAGCUAUGAUGCCACACAAUCGUACUAAUAUGCCUGCGUCGGCUCUUAGAAAUAAUAGAAUAACACAUAACAUAUUUUAUACAUAGACCCCCUUAUAGCCUAUCAACCGCGAUCGGGCAGAUCUGUGGCUGAGAAGUUACCAGCAGCUAUCGUCCCCUUUUCUAGGAAGGGACAUUAUGUAUGGUAGAUCUGGUUGACGUCACCCGACAAGCGACGACUACUCGGGAAAUAUCCUCAUGAUAGCGAGUCGGAAAUCGCUAACAGACUAUUUACAACAUAAAUUAAUAUUCCCUUAAGUAAGUUAAUAUAUACAUCAAGCGAGUGUCAUUAACAAUUGUAUGAUGUAGUAUGUGCGUAUUGCCAAAUUAUUGCCUUGUAAAAAAAUUUUGAUGAACACCGUAAUUUUAAAACGUUCUGAAAUCUUGCGAAUAACUUAGACGUUGUUAAGUUAUUUGUAAUGUAAUUAUAAGAAUUAGGAUGUUCGUUGUAUGUGGAGUUUUCUAAAUAAUAAAAACUUCACAGACCGGUAUUUUUAGAUUAGUAUAGUGAGAUAACUUGUCAAAAAUUUUCGCGCGUUUUUUUGCGAUAGACAACAACGUUAUGAUAGUCUGUGUUAGUGAAUUUAAAAUUAAAUCAUACUCGUUUACAUCCAAGCAUUGGUUUACAAAAAAAGAUUAUAUAUAAAUUAUAAAACAACAUUGCUGGUUAAAAUUCGAAGCGCAUUUUAGAAUAGUCCUUGUUUAAUUCCGAGAAACAGGGUAUUUUUUUGAAAAUUGUCAAAUUGAAAUUUUGUAUGCGUUUUCAAAUUUUCCGACUUUCAGCUUACGUCCGACCUACCUCAAAGUCACCUACUUACACUUGAUUCCUACAUUCAUUACCGCUAAGACGCUAAAACUACGAAAAUCUAGCUAUAAAGAAAACAGUAAUGAUCCACAAACAAUUGUAUAGCGAGUCAACAAAAAACACAAUGAAAUGGUGGACUUCAUUCUGCUUUUUCUGUUCCGUGUAAUAACACCACAGAUUAUAUUGUUAAUAUCAUAAGCUUGUCUGCCAUCUCAUUGUAAUCUGUCUAUUUUCAUCACACUGUAAACACAAUUGUAUAGAAAGAGACGAAAGUAUACUUUAGACUUAAUUUGUAUGAAAACAACAGAGCGUGUCGACAAAUUUUCAAACAAAAUUAGUUUUUGACUUUGUACAUACACUACUGUUAAGGCGUCUUGUCAAGCCCUCAGGUUGGUUUAUUUUUCAUCUCAUACGGUAAUAUUUUAUUAAAAAUACUUGUCUUAUAAGCAGAUUAUAUUAUAGCCCCAAUGCCACUAUUAGAAAUCUUAUAUCAAUAUUAAUUUAAAUACAAAAAUUUAUGAGUAUUGGACGACGAAAUCACCGGAUCAGAUAUGUUUGUGGCACUUUAAAUUUUCGACUAUAAAUAUGUUAAAUUUUCAGAAAACAAUGUUAUGUUUUAAAGUUUUAUCUACUAAAUUUAUGUUCCUGUAAGUUAAGCUAUUUUUGUAGAAUUUUGUUGAUAUCUUCGCAAAGUUUAUUGUAGUUUUGUAAGCAUUUGAGUGAGAUACAUACAUAGAUUAGGGUGAGAGUCAGAAACGAGACUUGGCGCGAAAAACUCACGUAUUUUAAAAUAUGAUAUACGCAAGCAUGACAGCAAAACUGUGGUGAAAAAUGACUCAGUGGAUAUUUUCAACAAUAGAAAGAGACAGAGCGAGAGUGAAAGCUUCCUAUUUUCAUUUCCACAUUACGAAGUUUCACUUCUUCCGCGCGGAGGGACUCCACGCACUAAUCUUUUCACUCACGGACGUGAUAAAGUCAGAAUAAGUGCUUAGUCUCGUUUUUAACUCUCCCCCUAAAGCCUAAAGCUUAAUUUCCAUAAAAUUUGUCAAGUUGACAAGCUGCUUGAGCACUGUCAAAAUGUUAA